This is a messenger RNA of Miniopterus natalensis, 2689 nucleotides long. The record is from RefSeq and is a predicted model, not a curated record. NCBI's taxonomy places the organism in Eukaryota, Metazoa, Chordata, Mammalia, Chiroptera, Miniopteridae.
GUGGGCGACGGCGCGUCGGGAGGAGCCGGCUGUAGCGUGGCGGCUGCGGGCUUGUCCNUCCGGGUCCGAGCGGCUCGCGCUUCCCUCUUCGCGUCAUGGCAAAGGCGGCCAACGCGGUGCCGCUGCUCCUGGGCUCCACGACGCUGUGGCUCUCGGUGCUCCGCUUCGGGACGGCCUCCGCUCCCAAGGCGGUGACGGCUCACUUGGCCGCCAAGUGGCCCGAGACCCCGCUGCUGCUGGAAGCCAGUGAAUUUAUGGCAGAAGAAAGUAAUGACAAAUUUUGGCAGUUUUUGGACACCGUAAAAGAAUUAGCAAUUUAUAAGCAAACAGAGUCAGAUUAUUCUUAUUACAACUUAAUCCUGAAGAAAGCUGGACAAUUCUUAGACAAUUUACAUAUCAAUCUCUUAAAGUUUGCUUUGUCUAUAAGAGCGUAUUCUCCAGCUGUUCAGAUGUUUCAACAGGUUGCAGCUGAUGAACCACCACCAGAUGGUUGUGAUGCAUUUGUGGUUAUCCAUAAGAAACACACCUGUAAAGUUAAUGAGAUUAAAAAACUGCUGAAGAAGGCUACUUCAAGGCCCAGACCAUAUCUUUUUGCGCGAGAUCAUAAAUUUCCUACAAACAAAGAGAACUUACCAGUGAUUAUUCUCUAUGCAGAAAUGGGUACCAGAUCAUUUGGUAAAUUUCACACAGUAUUGUCUGAAAAAGCUCAAAAUGGGGAAAUUCUGUAUGUUCUUCGUCAUUAUAUUCAGAAAUCAACCUCACGGAAAAUGUACUUAUCUGGCUAUGGUGUGGAGCUAGCAAUUAAGAGUACAGAAUACAAAGCAUUGGAUGAUACCCAAGUUAAAACUGUGACUAAUACUGCUGUAGAAGGUGAGACUGAAACAAAUGAAGUUCAAGGAUUUCUUUUUGGGAAACUAAAAGAAAGAUAUUCAGAUCUCAGAGAUAAUCUGACAGCAUUCCAAAAAUACCUGAUUGACAGUAGCAAAGAAAUGACACCUUUGAAAGUCUGGGAGCUGCAAGAUCUUAGUUUUCAAGCAGCUUCUCAAAUAAUGGCCACUCCAGUUUAUGAUGCCUUAAAAUUAAUGAAAGACAUUUCACAGAACUUCCCCAUAAAAGCCAGAUCUCUGACCAGAAUUUCUGUAAAUCAACAUAUGAAGAAGGAAAUACAGGAAAAUCAAGAGGAUCUUCGCAGCAGAUUUGAAAUUCAGCCAGGUGAUGCGUGUCUGUAUAUAAAUGGACUUCGUGUUGACAUAGAUGCUCCUGAUCCUUUUAGUAUUUUGGAUAUGCUGAAGCUAGAAGGAAAAAUAAUGAAUGGCCUUCGCAAUCUUGGGAUGAGCAGAGAACAUAUGACCGAAUUUUUAAAAUUAAAUUCACGUGUUUGGAACAAUAACUAUAUAUUAGAUAUUAGGCAUUCUUCAAUAAUGGUAAGUGCUCAUGUAAUUACUGUUUUAAAACCUUUAGUAGAUUUAAGACUUAAUAUAAAACCAGAUAUUGUCAGGCUUUCAAAUAAAUUUAAGGAAUUUGAAAGAGGUUGUAUAGCAGAACUCAGAAGAGAAAGUAAAAAUACUGAUUCAUCCCCUCUCACUCUUGUGUCUUCUUUCCCCAUCCUUGUAUUCUCUGCUUUUCCUCAUGAGAAUCCCUACUCACUAGUUCAGUAUCCUUUCUAGCUUUAAAGGUAAAAACAAAACAAACAGCAAUAAAUGUACCACAUGAACAAUAGCAACAAAAAACACCAAAUAGUUAUAUCUGAGGAAUGUAAGAUUGCCACCUUAAUAUAAUGAUUGCCUAGAGCAUUUUCAGUGCGCUUCUCAAUUCUGGUCUGUGUAAUUCUGCCUAAGUGAAGGUUUUGAAAUCUGAUCACAUCGCUAUCCCUUGCUUAAAGCACAGAAACAGUCCUUAGUAUAGCCUAUGAGGCUAUAAAUGGUCUACUCCUUCAAUUUCUUAGACUAUGAAAUAGACUUUUCCCCACUAUCCCUUAUCUCGUGCUUGAAAAGCAAAUUUUCCUCUUUCUACCCGUUCAACUUUUUUUUUUAGACUUCAACUCUAAACAUAUUUCCUGAGAGAAGCUUUUCUUAACUAUCCUAGAUGAUUUUUUAAAAUACACGUUGUGUCAAGGAGUCCCCAGGAAUACCAUCAAGUUUGGUGAUUGCUAAAAGGAUUCAAAAAGCCUAGAAAUUGUUAUACUUGUGGUUAUGAUUUAUUAGAGCAAAAGAGGACAAAGUAAUAGCAGAGGGAGAGAGGGUGGAGUCCAGAGGAAACCUGAAUAGCCUUCCCACUUAUAAAUUUAGUCCACCAUCUAAGAUUCGUGGAAUGAUAGCAGCACCAUGAACAUCAAAGCCCUCAGACUCAAGAAAAGCCACAGAAGUUGUUAAUUAGUUACCAUGAUAGAACACUGACUAACUUGUUCCACAUUUAUUGUAGCUGUUUUUACUACUCAUUAGACCAUAUUCUUUCAUUGGCUAGAUUCUACUUCUAUUUGAUUAUCUUUUAGCUCCAUAAUAGAUGACUUUUCUAAAAAUGUUUUAUCAGAAAAAGGAAUGUCCAUGUUAUAAUCUUAAUAGUUUAUGCUUUUUAUUUUAAGCAUUUAUACUUUUUAACAUUUGUAGAAGAAUGCUGGGAGUGUGAGUCACACUGAGAAAAUGAGGGUAGUAAUUUUCAAGGCUGUUCUGGAACUAAGAAAUAGAUCAGC